AUGUCAGGACUGAAUCUACGCCUCGAGCUAGAAGAGGAGGAGCUCAAUCAGGAGGUCGGGGGGUAUAAGCCUCGAGAGGCAGUUAGCAUUCUUACGCGGUGCCUGGACUCCGAUGAAAAUUUCUCGGUGCGCGAAGCAUUCUUGCACUUAUAUGCAAUGCUUCCAGAGCGAGAAAUGCAGAUUUCCUAUGGGGACAUUCCAAUCUCGCGGCCAGAACUGAACCUCGGUGGUCUGCUCUUGGAUGCAGGCAGGCAGAUACCAUACUCACACCCGGCGCAGGGGAAGCUCGUAAAACUUGUUCAAAACCUGGGCAGGUGUGACAAAUUUACCAAGCUCAUUGGCAUGCCAGGCUAUGCUUUCUACGAUGGCAUGACAGAGUUCAAAAGGGAGUGCCAUCGAAUUGGUGCAGCAACCUGGGACACUGACGCUGAGGCCGAGCAACUGGUCAAUCUUUGUGCCUUCCAAGGCCGCCUCGCAUCUGCUGGCUUCUUGAAUCCGCGUGAGCUGAUGAUUUGGUGGAUGAGAGAUACAUUAGAACGGCCCGCAACGAGUUACGCAUGGUCUACGCUUGUCAUGGGCUCAGCGCUCUGGAUUAGAUACGGCGCAAGCUUUCUUUUUCAAACAAUGGUCCUCGAUCCAGAGCCUGAGGCUCAGUAUAAUCAAAUACUCGGGACGUACGAGCUGUACGAUGGUCCAGUAUUUGGGCUGGAGCGCUGGAACUUCUGGCAAAGAAGGUUCGCGGAGAUUUCGAUAUCUGAGCCAUAUGUCGUCAAUGACGAGGCUCGACAGCUCGCGGCUGAUGCAGCAGACUACAUGGCAGCUCUGGCGCGUACAGUCCUUGCUCAUGCGUGA
This is a messenger RNA of Aspergillus puulaauensis, 852 nucleotides long. Its product is annotated as DUF3632 domain-containing protein. Bases 1 to 852 code for a protein of 283 amino acids. The record is from RefSeq and is a predicted model, not a curated record. The transcript has 2 exons. Lineage: Eukaryota; Fungi; Ascomycota; Eurotiomycetes; Eurotiales; Aspergillaceae.